AACCUUUUGCGUAUCCCCAUAGAUAUCGAGUGUCUUUAGCCCGUCGGGUCGGGUAUUCUCCUGCGGAUUGCGGAUGAAUCACCUCAUCGAUCAUUGAGUUUAUGAACGUCCUUAAACGGAUCUAGCUUGUCUUUUGCCGUUUAGCAUCAGCGGUGACCCGCCUUUACAAACAUUGCUUUUGACUCUCAGCUGUCAAAAAAGGGUUUCAAGUGAAGGUUGAGCGCGUGGUGAACUUUUCGUGGUGAACAUGGCUGUGCCAAACCCGCGUGGUCGUUGCAUGGCAACAGAGGGACAAGAUGCGUCGGGCUUGGAAUUUCUCUUUGCACCACCAACAAACGAGAUCUUUGCUGGCAAUGCCUUGCGUACGACAGAUAUAGCGACUCCACAACGCAUUACUAUUGUGUGUUAAACACCAUGUCGCAACCGCUCGCUCUCAACAGACUUCCCCUUCCUUUGGAUCCUGUGCCUCCCAUAACACGACCAGCUGAUUGGCCACCAGAAUGGGUCCCACUGAGUGGCAUAUCAGAAGCCUCUCGGCGAGUCCCCGUUUCUCUUCUUGAGCAGCCUGCUGCAGGCCAGGACGCGCAACUCGUUGUCGUUUUGGACAAGUCGGUAUAUACAGCUCUGUUGAAUCAAGCCUAUAGCGAUACACGAUAUGAUGUCACUGGAUUCUUGGGUGGAAGUUGGAUACCAAUGAAGGUACCAAGACCUAGAGGGAAGGGCCAUCAGUGGAAAGUUGUCUGCCACGUUUCCAGUUUCUUUGCUGCCGAACGACAAGUGCUAGAACUGCUCCAAGGAAAAGUUGUAGAAGAUCCAGUAUCAAUUAAACAAGCAGUUGCAAAGUUUCACGAAUCGGAUCUGGAAUGUGUUGGAUGGUAUAGGAGCAAUGAUCCAUCCCGACCCUUGCAACCAACGUGCCAAGACAUUACAAAGCAAGCAUUUCUUCAGACGUUGAUUCCAGAAGGCAUUGGUCUACUGGUCUCAGUUGCUUCAUCAAACAAUCCGAAUCGUCUCUUACCAAAUAUUCUCCGUGCGGCUCCGGGUGAACCCCUGAAAGCACCAAUACACGCCAUCGUCGCUUACAGAGCUGGUCUCCAAACAAGCGAAGGUAUCCUCAAGACUGACGAAAUAUAUCCUCCCUAUCCUGAAGACAACCCGGUCCCCUUCUACAGAGAUCUCGUUUAUCACUCUGAUCUCACCGGAAUGCGGAUACCCGUGGGAAUCAGAGAACAGGGAUAUAUGAACGGAAAUGUGUUACGAGAAAUCCAUCGAUCUCUGCAAAUGGCCCUGAACGAAUCUAGACAAGUGUACCUUGGACAGGCAUCUGCGUGUGGCGUCGACUCUGCACGACGGAUGUUUCUCGAUUCAGACUAUGACCGGUUUCUAAUGGAUUUCUGGCGACAUAGCGUAAUUGGUGCAUCUAACGCAUUGGAUCAAGAGUCGCAUAUAGUUAUAGCCCGGACGUUGUGGCUCCAGCAAAAAAUUGCAACGAGAAUGAAGCAGCUGAAAGUUUGGUAUGAUGAGGCGGUCGAAGAGCGGGUUGCAAAGGCUCCAAAACGACCAAGAAGUACUGAUGAUAGCGAAUUCGAUCAGGAUGCGAUGGAUGUGGAUGAGAAGGAGACUUCAGAUACUGUUUCGGCUAUUGAAUCUUUUGAUGAUGUAAUAUCUCAACUCCGUGACCGAGAAGCAACGCAGUCGAGUCCAAACGAUACUGAAAAACCGCGUGGAGAUGAUCCCGAAUUUGUCUUGUCUGUACGAGAGAUUGUAUCCUCUCUUGAGGACAUGCCGUCCGAAUUUCCGUUUAAGAUUCCCCGUUUACAACCACCCGCGUCAAGGUUGAGGGAGCUGGCCAUUUUCGAGGAGGAGUAUGAUGCGGUUAAAGACAAGCAGAAGAAGAGAGCCGCUGGACGGAAAGGAGCACAAACAAGGAAAAGUCGAAUACAAAAAGAAAAGGAGAAGACAGCUGCUGGGGGAACUGCUGCGAUGCCGCGGUUGGUGGGAAAGGAGAAAGGGAAAGGAAAAUCUGACGAUGCAAAUGGAUUGCUGGGAGAAGACACUCUUGUGCAGCGAAGGCGGCAAGGAAGCGGAGUGGCAGCUCUCGGCGGUGUGGAGGAAAAUGUGAGCCGACAGGACGCUGCCAUGUCGUUGAUAUCGUUGGGACUCUCAGGCAUGGAAGAGGUUGGUAUUCCAACGGUGGAGACUGAAGGUGCACGUUUAUCGUCGGUAGCGUUGGACGCUACGGAACUAGGACAACCGCCUGGUGCUGGAAAACCGGGUCUUCACAGUUUGUUAAGCCGAUCCGUUGAACUUUUACAGCAGGGCGCGACACAUUUGAGACCAUCCGAAGCAGAGAGUCACACAAGGCAAGCAUCCGGUACCAGCAGAAGUCGUCGGCCAAGCAAACAAGGACUUGAAAAGCUCGAAAGCACUGGACGGACCGGCGGUAGCACGACGUCGGGUGCGUCGGGAGCUGGCAUCAGCCCGACAACCUCUGAUCAUGCUUACAGCAGCCGGCCAUCGCAGCAUUCGCACCCAUCAGCUUACAUGCACCCGACUCAGCAAUUUGGGGGAGUCAUGUCAAACACAAUAGGCCCUCUGACGUUGCUGACACACAUGCAAGGACAGCACUUGGGAUUCACUACAAUGGGUACGCCGCCAUCGAAUUCUGUGCCGGUUGCUUCAACAGCAAAUGGGACGAGAAGCACUCCUGGUACGGUGACCACUUCGGCUUCACCCCAAGCUUCUGGUAAUUUUCCUGGUCGCCUGACGACCGGCCCUGGGAAUAACUAUCCUGGCAGUGCGCCAAGCACCCCCACGCCUUAUUUGAACAGUUAUAUUGCACAACGAAGAGCGAGUCUUGGUGGAUUUGGGCAACCUUCUGGGCAACCUCAUCGGGCAUCAACUCCUACUGGACAAGAAGGUCCUGGACCGUUGCAAGGCAUGCCUCCUCGAGGAUAUGUGACGCGGUAUGGUCCUGUUAUCCCUGGUUAUACAACCUACGUAACCUCUGCAUCCGUGCCUGUUGCGACCGGUGCUGGAAGUGGCCAAGUCCAUUAUGUCCCAGUGUCCAUAGCACCGUCUCAGCAGCAGCAGCAACAGUCACAACAGCAGCCACCGCCGAGUAGUCGCCCGUCAGAAUCAACACGAGACGAUCAACGACGUCCGUCAUCGUCGUUGUAUGAUCGACAGGUCGGAUACGUUGUUCCGGCGCGGUAUGCUAACCAGCCAACUGCCGGUCAAAUUUUUGCCCAACAUCAACACCACCCCCAUCAACCACAACCCCAACCGCAUUCCUUUUCGCCCAUGCUGCCAAUUGGAUACUCACCCCAUGUGCCAAGAGACCCGUACCGACCGUCAACCCCUUCUGCUUCCUCCAGCCAUCAUCACGACGUGGAGCGCGAACGGUCGAGGUCUAGAGAACGCGCUCAAGAGCGAGCGUCGUCUGUUCCGCCGUCUAUGACAGCAUCUCAGAAUCCGCCGCGGGCAGCGUCUCCUCAGGUCGGUGGCCCUCCUGGGUUGGAUGAUCGAGUAACACUGCCCAGUUUUAGACAUUUCAUGAAUGAACUUGAGGGAUGGACUGGGGUGGGUCAGAGGGGGGAGAGAGAGGGGAGAAAGAGGGAGGAAGGGGAGAAGGGUGAAUAAAAGUUACUGUGUUGUGUAUAAUGACGGAUUGAAAAUGAUUAUGCUGCUUGGGUUCCGUUCCGU
Molecule: messenger RNA, 3705 nt
Organism: Spizellomyces punctatus DAOM BR117
Lineage: Eukaryota; Fungi; Chytridiomycota; Chytridiomycetes; Spizellomycetales; Spizellomycetaceae
Exons: 4
Coding region: 415-3642 (1075 amino acids)
Source: RefSeq, a predicted model, not a curated record